GCUUGAAGAAUUGGAAUGAAAUUUUUAAUCAGUUUCUAGGAAUCUGGAGGAUAAGAAGAUAAGGACUGUUGAGAGCAAUAUUCGUGAUGUUACCUUGACUUCAGUAACUUUUGACAUAGCCUCUUGUAGCAUUGCUGUAGAAUAGGGAAAUAUAUAUUUAAUUAUGUGGUAAACAAGCAACGUGUUUAAAGACCAUAUUUGAAGAGUGGCUACCUAUAACUCGCUGUGAAAAUCAGAGGAAGAAGGGGGAUGGCACAAGGAAUUGUGUGAAUACACCCCUGUUUGUCUUGGGCUGAGCUUUAUUUGCUGUUCUCUUUACUAUGUAGACACGGGAAUACUUAGUAAAUCUGCAAGUAAGUCUAAGCAGAGGGGCUCGAGCGUUGUGAAGCAGAGUUCAGGAUUAAAUGUCUACGGCAGAAUGAAAAAUGUUUGGAAAUCUGCAUCAUAUAACUUUAUGAGCUGACAUGAAGAAAUACAAAAUGGGGAGGACAUGGUUAGGCUUCACAGCCACAGAAGAGUGCUUUGGGACACGUGCUGGAUCAGCACCCACGCAGAAGCCUACAGUUGCAAAGAGGACAACCUCCAUCUGGAGUGUGUUAAAAGAAUUGUUAUUAAAGGAGUAAUUCUGUGUUUGUAACACUGGAUGUACUGACUGCUUGCCUCACACUGAAGAGGACGUGCUCUGCUUUGGAAUAUGGUGCCUAAUUUCUGCAUCCCACUACUCACUGUGCCAGCAGCCAUCCUUUGCUGCUUGAUGCUGCCUUCAGCAGGAGCAGACAGCAAGCCAACGUUUAUGAAAGCUCCUGAAGAUCAGAUUGGGAUUUCUGGAGGAGUGGCCUCUUUUGUGUGUCAGGCAACAGGAGACCCCAAACCUCGUAUCACAUGGAUGAAGAAGGGGAAGAAAGUCAGUUCUCAGCGGUUUGAGGUUAUUGAGUUUGAUGAUGGAUCAGGAUCGGUUCUGCGGAUACAGCCCCUGCGUGUUCAUCGAGAUGAAGCUAUCUAUGAAUGCACAGCAACCAAUAGUGUUGGGGAGAUAAACACAAGUGCCAAAUUAACAGUGUUAGAAGAAGACCACCUCCCAGCUGGCUUCCCCACCAUUGACAUGGGCCCACAGCUGAAGGUGGUAGAAAAGGCCCGCACAGCCACAAUGCUCUGUGCUGCCAGUGGUAACCCUGAUCCUGAAAUCUCCUGGUUCAAGGACUUCCUUCCUGUUGACACUGCAACCAGCAAUGGGCGAAUCAAGCAGCUCCGCUCGGGAGCUCUGCAAAUAGAGAACAGCGAGGAGUCAGACCAAGGCAAAUACGAAUGUGUUGCAACCAACAGUGCAGGAACCCGAUACUCUGCCCCAGCAAACCUUUAUGUUCGAGUGCGGCGUGUUGCUCCACGAUUCUCUAUCCCUCCGAGCAACCAUGAGGUGAUGCCUGGGGGGAGCGUGAACCUCACAUGCGUGGCAGUAGGUGCUCCGAUGCCUUAUGUGAAGUGGAUGGCUGGUGUGGAGGAGCUGACCAAAGAGGAUGAGAUGCCCGUCGGUAGGAAUGUCCUGGAGCUGAAUAACAUCAUGCAGUCUGCCAACUACACCUGUGUAGCCAUCUCCUCCCUCGGUAUGAUAGAAGCAACAGCCCAGAUCACUGUCAAAGCACUGCCAAAACCUCCAACAGAGCCAUUAGUGACUGAAACGACAGCUACCAGCGUGACCCUCACCUGGGAUUCGGGCAACUCCGACCCCAUUUCAUAUUACGUCAUCCAGUACAAGCCCAAGUCCCUGGAGGGUCAGUUCCAGGAGGUGGAUGGUGUGGCAACAACGCGCUACAGCAUAGGUGGGCUCAGUCCCUUCUCAGAGUAUGAGUUCCGGGUCAUCGCAGUCAAUAACAUUGGCAGAGGACCCCCCAGUGAGCUGGUUGAGGCUCGUACAGGAGAGCAAGCUCCUUCAAGUCCACCCCUCAAAGUCCAGGCACGAAUGCUGAGUGCCAGCACCAUGCUGGUCCAGUGGGAGCAGCCAGAGGAGCCAAAUGGACAGAUCAGAGGGUACCGCGUUUACUAUACCACCGACCCGCAUCUGCCUUUGAGCAUGUGGCAGAAACACAAUACUGAUGACAGCCACCUCACCACUGUGGGCAGCCUCAUCACAGGGACCACGUACAGCAUCCGUGUCCUGGCCUUUACCUCAGUGGGCGAUGGGCCCCCCUCGGAUAUCAUCCAGGUCAAAACGCAGCAAGGGGUUCCUGCCCAGCCAGCUGACUUCCAGGCAGAAGCAGAGUCUGACACCCGCAUCCUGUUGACGUGGCUGCCUGCCUCUCAGGAACGCAUUACCAAAUAUGAGCUGCUGUUCUGGGAAGGGGAGGAUGGCACUCAGCAAAAGGUGGAGUUUGACCCAACCUCCUCGUAUGCUGUGGAAGGUCUCAAACCAGACACGUUGUAUAAGUUCCGUCUGGGUGCCCGCUCAGAGCUGGGGGUAGGAGUCUACACCCCGACGAUUGAAGCCAGAACUGCCCAGUCCACCCCCUCUGCCCCACCCCAAGAAGUCGAGUGUAUAAGCACCAGCUCCACUACCAUCCGGGUAAGUUGGGUGCCACCGCCUGCCCAGAGCCGCAAUGGGGUCAUCACCCAGUACUCCAUUGCAUACCAGGCAGUGGAAGGAGAUGACAACACCAAGCAUGUGGUGGAUGGCAUUGGACGGGAGCACUCCAGCUGGGAGAUCAAGGACCUGGAGAAAUGGACCGAGUACAAGGUGUGGGUACGGGCUCACACCGAUGUGGGGCCAGGACCGGAGAGCAUCCCCGUGCACGUGCGCACUGAUGAGGAUGUGCCCAGUGCCCCACCACGAAAGGUGGAGGUAGAGUCUGUGAAUUCGACUGCCAUCCGGGUGAGCUGGAAGCUGCCCAUCUCCAACAAGCAGCACGGGCAGAUCCGUGGGUACCAGGUUACAUAUGUGAAGCUGGAAAACAAUGAGCCCCGAGGGCAACCAGUGAUCAAGGACGUCAUGCUGUCAGAAGCACAGUGGAGAACUGAGGACUCCGUCGACUAUGAGACAGUCAUUGGAGGCCUGCUGCCAGAAACCACCUACUCUGUCACAGUCGCUGCCUACACCACCAAAGGAGAUGGUGCCCGCAGCAAGCCAAAAGUCAUCACCACCACAGGGGCAGUCCCGGGGAAGCCCACCAUGAUGAUUAGCACGACAGCCAUGAACACUGCCCUCAUCCAGUGGCACCCACCCAAGGAGAUGGUAGGGGAGCUGCUGGGUUACCGGCUGCAGUACAGACGUCUUGAUGAGGAAAAGAUGAACACGAUAGACUUUGGGAAGAGAGACCAUCACUACACUGUAACCAACCUGCAUAAGGGGGCCACAUACCUCUUCAAAUUGUCUGCCAAGAACAGAGCUGGACCAGGAGAGGAGUUUGAAAAGGAGAUCACUACUGCAGAAGAUGUGCCAAGCGGCUUCCCUCAGAACCUGCGUGUGGUGGGUCUCACCACUUCCACCACAGAGGUUGCAUGGGAUCCCCCAGUCUUGGCAGAAAGAAAUGGCAAGAUUGUCAACUACACAGUGGUAUACAGGGACAUAAAUAGCCAACAGGACCUGGUUAACAUCACCAAGGACACAAGUAUCACUCUGACAAAUCUGAAGCCCGAUACCACUUACGACAUCAAAGUGAGGGCCCGCACCAAUAAGGGGGUUGGGCCACUCAGCCCCAGCAUCCAGUCCCGGACCAUGCCUGUUGAACAAGUGUUUGCUAAGAACUUCCGUGUCAAUGCUGUCAUGAAAACGUCUGUGCUGCUGAGCUGGGAAGUGCCUGACUCCUAUAAAUCUGCAGUGCCUUUUAAGAUUCUGUACAAUAGCCAGAGUGUGGAGGUGGAUGGCCAUUCGAUGAAGAAACUCAUAAGUGACCUCCAGCCAGACACGGACUAUUCUUUUGUGCUGAUGAACCGUGGGAGCAGUGCUGGGGGUCUCCAGCAUCUUGUCUCAAUCCGCACUGCUCCUGAUGUCUUGCAGAGCAAGCCCAUUGCCACCAACAAGUACAUACAGGAAGGAAAAUUCACACUCACCCUUCCCAAAGUCCAGACCACUGUGCCAGUUAGGUGGUACUACAUCGUGGUUGUGCCAGCUGAUCAGAGCACCAGCAGCCCAACUGCUCGGUGGCGGACACCUGAUGAGAUGGAGCUGGACCAGCUGCUGGAGGCCAUAAGCCAGGGGAGUCAGAGCAGGCGCCAGCGACGCCAAGCAGACAGACUGAAGCCCUACAUUGCUGCACAAGUGGAUGUGCUGCCUGAGACCUUCACCCUAGGGGAUGAGAAGAACUACAAAGGUUUCUACAACAAGCCCCUGUCUCAAGACCUGAGCUAUCGCUGCUUUGUGCUGGCUUCCCUGGAGGAUGGAGACACGAAGAGAUAUGCAGCCAGCCCCUACUCAGAUGAGAUUGUGAUGGAAGUGGCUUCAGCAAAGCAGCAGGAUGAACCGGAGAUGCUGUGGGUGAUGGGACCUGUCCUGGCUGUGAUAUUAAUCAUCAUCAUUGUCAUUGCUAUACUCCUCUUCAAAAGGAAAAGGGCACACUCCCCCUCUUCCAAGGAUGAGCACUCCAUCGGCCUGAAGGACUCACUCUUGGCUCACUCCUCUGACCCAGUUGAGAUGAGACGGCUCAACUACCAGACUCCAGGCAUGCGUGACCACCCCCCCAUCCCUGUGACGGACCUCGCCGACAACAUUGACAGGCUGAAAGCCAACGAUGGGCUGAAGUUCUCCCAGGAGUACGAGUCCAUUGAUCCAGGACAGCAGUUCACCUGGGAGAACUCCAACCUGGAAGUGAAUAAGCCAAAAAACCGCUAUGCAAAUGUGAUUGCCUAUGACCACUCCCGGGUCAUCCUGACCUCCAUCGAUGGGGUUCCAGGCAGUGAUUACAUCAAUGCCAAUUACAUUGAUGGGUAUCGGAAGCAGAACGCCUACAUCGCCACGCAGGGUCCUCUGCCAGAAACCCUCAGUGACUUCUGGAGGAUGGUGUGGGAACAGAGGACAGCAACUAUAGUUAUGAUGACCAGGCUGGAGGAGAAGUCCAGGGUAAAGUGUGACCAGUACUGGCCAAGCCGGGGUACAGAAACCUAUGGGAUGAUCCAAGUGACCCUGCUGGACACAGUCGAGUUGGCAACCUACACUGUCCGCACCUUUGCACUGUACAAGAAUGGCUCCAGUGAGAAACGAGAACUGCGACAGUUCCAGUUCAUGGCUUGGCCUGAUCAUGGGGUUCCAGAAUACCCCACCCCAAUCCUAGCUUUCCUGCGACGGGUUAAGGCCUGUAACCCACCAGAUGCUGGGCCCAUGGUUGUCCAUUGCAGUGCUGGCGUGGGCCGAACCGGUUGUUUCAUUGUCACUGAUGCCAUGCUGGAGCGGAUGAAGCACGAGAAGACCGUGGACAUCUAUGGCCACGUGACGUGUAUGCGCUCUCAGCGUAACUACAUGGUGCAGACAGAGGACCAGUACAUCUUCAUCCACGAGGCCUUGCUGGAGGCAGCCACAUGCGGCAAUACUGAGGUGCCUGCGCGCAAUCUCUUUGCUCACAUCCAGAAGCUGACCCAGGUGCCACCAGGCGAGAGCGUUACAGCAAUGGAGCUGGAAUUCAAGCUGCUGGCCAACUCUAAAGCACAUACCUCACGUUUCAUCAGUGCCAACCUCCCGUGCAACAAAUUCAAGAACCGCCUGGUGAACAUCAUGCCCUAUGAGCUGACAAGAGUCUGUCUGCAGCCCAUCCGGGGUGUUGAGGGCUCUGAUUACAUCAAUGCCAGCUUCAUAGAUGGGUACAGGCAGCAAAAGGCCUACAUCGCCACGCAGGGACCGCUGGCUGAGACCACAGAGGAUUUCUGGCGGAUGCUCUGGGAGCACAACUCUACCAUCGUGGUGAUGUUGACAAAGCUGCGCGAGAUGGGCCGGGAGAAGUGCCAUCAGUACUGGCCCGCAGAGCGCUCUGCCCGGUACCAAUACUUUGUGGUGGACCCCAUGGCAGAGUACAACAUGCCACAGUACAUCCUCCGGGAGUUCAAGGUGACAGAUGCCAGGGACGGCCAGUCACGGACCAUCCGCCAGUUCCAGUUCACAGACUGGCCUGAGCAGGGAGUGCCAAAGACGGGAGAGGGCUUCAUCGACUUCAUUGGGCAGGUGCACAAGACCAAGGAGCAGUUUGGGCAGGAUGGGCCCAUCACAGUGCACUGCAGUGCUGGGGUUGGACGCACAGGCGUGUUUAUCACACUCAGCAUCGUGCUGGAGAGGAUGCGGUAUGAGGGGGUGGUGGACAUGUUCCAGACAGUGAAGACCUUGCGGACACAGCGGCCAGCCAUGGUGCAGACAGAGGACCAGUACCAGCUGUGCUACAGAGCGGCACUGGAGUAUCUCGGCAGCUUUGACCACUAUGCAACGUAACUAGUGCUUUCCUCCAGUCGCGGUGGGGAUGUCUAGGAGUGGAGAUGGGUUCCUCUGAGCCAGAGCUGCCCAUUCCUCAGUCCUUCUGUACAGGUGGAGGUGCUGCCCAGGCAGCAAACCUCCAUGCCAACCAGUUCUGACCACGGCAUUUAGGAAUUUCGCCCCAGCGCCAAACGAUGGAAUCUGACUCCAAAAGCAUUUCCAGUCUCUGGCUGAAUUUCUGCUCAUGUGCAUCUCUCACCCUCUCUCACGCGACUGCAUUUCACAGCGAGGCUUUAGGUGGGUGGAAUGGGAUCUUUUUUUUAAACAUGUAAAAUAGUUACUAGUGGUUUUUAUAAUCUCCUCUCUGUUUAUUUUUUAUUUUUUGCAAGUCUUAAUGUUUUGCCCAGGCAAAACUGGACCCGCCAAACUUUGGGGAGUUGGGUUUGGUUUUUUUAAAAUUUCCUUUUGCUUUUACAUUUUUUACUGCCCUGUGUUUAUUUCAGCCAAGUCACUGCUGGUUCUGCCCAUUUUAGUGCAGCUUCCUUGGUAAUUUGCAGCAGCUGGCUUGUGGUUCCUGCCCGGCUCCAUUCCCCGUAGACUGCUUUUUAAUCCUCUGUAGAAUAUGAAAUUUCAUGGAACUGAACCUAAGCUACCAAUUAUUUUUUUAGCCUUUCCUUCCCCUCCAUUAUUUCCUGAGUAGGUUUGGGUUUGGGUUUGGGUUUGGGAGGGCACGUGGGGUCGCCAGAGAAGCGGUCCCCUUUGUCAGCUGGAAACUGUUCAGUCCCAUUACAAUGCGUGUAAAACCAAUUCAGUGACCGUGUGUAUUGGCAGAUCCUGAUCUGACGUUGAGUUGUCAUCGCCUUGUUUGUGAGAGACCCAAAACCCUUGGGUUCCGGGCUUUGGAGUCUCUUUGUGUGUGUCUCGCUGGGAAGGGGGAAGGAGAAGUAGGUGAGUCCCACAAUUCCCCAGAGAGGGGGUGGGAAGAGCGAGACAUGGCCUUUUUUGUUAAUCCCGCGGUUCUGUGCGUGCAAGCGCUAUUCUGUCACCUCUCACCAGUGAAGAGCAUCAGAGAAUUGACAAAGGCAAGGAGCACAAGCCCAGUUGUCCCCAGAGCAGAGCCAGGCAGGCUCCCUUUGGAAGGCAGGGUACUGCAGGGAAGGGGAGGGGAGUACACAUGGCUUCAGAGGUUGGGUGUAUCUAUAAUUUCUGCUAUCCUGCAAAUGUUAAAAGUUACUACAAUAUUGUACUUUCCGCUACUUCAGGACGUUCUAAUGAACCAAUGUGGCAAGACUACUGGACUUAAUUUAAUGGUACUAUAUAUUAAUACUCCUUAUUAUAUCACGCUUGCACUAAAGACAGGGAUUGAGCAGCCCUCUUUUGAGUGCAUUGAGUUAUGAAUAAAGGUGGUGGAAGGGUAUCUAAUUGUAUUAUCACAUGUAUUCCAAAUGUUAAGAUUCCAGGCUACGUUGAAAUCAGCAAUCCAGGGUUGGUAACGUUGGAGGACACAUUCAUUUUUACCUUGUGGAUGCAUAGUGCUGUAGGGGUCACUGUUGUAUACAGUCUGUUUUCUAUUUGUUAAUAAAAAAAAAAAUCUACAGCAUCAUUGCAUAAUUCUUGAUGUUAAUAAAUUUGAAUAAUCGGGUUUCAUACAA
Messenger RNA from Calypte anna (Anna's hummingbird), 8034 nucleotides. It is a transcript of the gene PTPRF, whose product is annotated as protein tyrosine phosphatase receptor type F. The record is from RefSeq and is a predicted model, not a curated record. Gene Ontology annotation, biological process: protein dephosphorylation. Bases 695 to 6400 code for a protein of 1901 amino acids. Gene Ontology annotation, molecular function: protein tyrosine phosphatase activity; protein binding. The transcript has 33 exons. NCBI's taxonomy places the organism in Eukaryota, Metazoa, Chordata, Aves, Apodiformes, Trochilidae.